GCCUAUCGCCAUUGCAUCACGCAGCUAGCAAUGGGCAUGCAGGAGUGGCCAAGCUGCUGCUCGACCACGGCGUGAGCCCCAUGAUACGGAAGACCACGUACACUCCCUACAACAUGUAUCAUUUCCAACAAGAUGACACGGGACAGACCGCUUUACAGUGCGCCAUGAAAGGAGGGAAGUUUGAAAUCGUUCGCCUCUUCCUUCCAUUGAUUUCGCCUAUAGACGCAAAUACUUGUUUGCAUUGGGUCAGCGAUGUAGAGAGCCUCGAAGCCAUCCUUGAAACAGGGCAUGCCCAAGUGGACUGCUUCCUUGAAGGCUCGACCCUUCUUUUCAAUGCUGCAGCCGAUCACGAUGGCGAGAGAAUGCGAGUACUACUCAAACUAGGCGCCGACCCAAAUAAGAGAUGCUUCGGACAGCCGUCAUACUCGAAGAGCGGGCCUAUCACCCUGGAUGACGCGUAUCCUCGAGGACCAACUCCCUUGCAUGCAUUCGCAGGAUACGACAGGAAUCUUCACCUCUUCGAUGAAGGUGACGUAGAGAAUGCUGAAGAAUGCUUCCAGCUGCUGCUGGAUCAUGGCGUGGACAUUAACGCCACGACCGACGGCGACGGUCGCUUUUCCUAUCCACCAAAGAACAUGACAGCCCUACACUACGCAGUACAAAGACGGCAUGAUGGCAUGUGGUCCGACUACAGUAUCAAAGGCCGCACGGAGCUCACAAUCGCCGGGCUGUUGCUCCGUGCGGGAGCAAAUCCAAACUCCAGGACACUCGAUGGGGAAACCCCCCUGUUCUAUGUCAACACGCGCUGGCCCGCCAUUGUCGACCUCUUGGUUGAGCACGGUGCCGAUGUCAACGCAAGGGCGAACAAGGGCAGGACACCGCUUUUAAGCCUUAUCCUCCGAGGAGCACAGGGCGGCCUUGACGCUGGCAUUGUUCAGAAACUGAUCGAUCACGGUGCUGAUACAAACAUAGCAGACGAAGCUGGCAAUACGAUAUUGCAUAACAUCUUCCGAUGCUUCGACAAUUUCAAAGAAUCAAACACCUCGCUGCUCAGAACGUUGCUUUCCGCCGGGGCCGACUUGGCAGCUGCUAACAAAAAAGGCCAGACACCACUUUUCGUGCUCAACAUGGAGAGACCCGAGAAAGCACUUCUCGAGUUCCUGAUACAAGAGGGACUUGACCUCAACGCCAGAGGAGCCAAUGGCCAGACUGUGCUAUUCAACCUCGUUAAUGGAUCACAGGACAGGAUCAAGGUCUUUGAGGUGUUGCGGAGUCUCGGAGCCGACCCUAGGGUCGUCAACAACAACCACGAGACCUUGCUCCACGUUGCGAUUCAACGUCAACUUUCACUCGAAUGGGUGCGUGCACUACUCGAUGCGGGAGUCGAUCCUAGAAUCAAGUCCCGAGAAGGCUUGACGCUGAUCCACUAUGUUCUGGAGAACUGCAGUGUGCAACAGCAGACUUUCGACAUCAUCAAUCUCUUGGCCGGACUCGGUCUUCCCCCCGACCAGGCGACCGCCACUGGGCGCACACCGUUGCACUUCGCUGCUUUGAGAGACCGAGACAAUCCUCACGUCUACGAGGGAGGCAAUACCUGGAUCGAGCUUGUGCUGAGAAACACAAUUUUUGGCAGCCCCGACAUCAACACACAGGACCUUGGUGGGCGAACGGCACUCCACCUGGCCUCGUCCGUCUCCGAGUACAAUGUUGGAAAGCUCUUGAAGGCUGGAGCUGACCCUACCCUACUCACGAAGAAUUGUAUGUCUCCUUUGCAUGUGGCUUGCACGACACGACAGCCAGGCUCGAUAGCGGUGUUGCUAGCCGCACUUGCAGAGCGCGGCAGCCUGCAUGAGUUCCUCGACCUUCGCGACAAUGAUGCAAACAGUGGACAGACACCUUUACACUUGGCGUGCCAGAGCGGUUGCUCUGAUAGCGUCUAUUUACUGCUUCGGCAUGGUGCUGAUCCUUCGGCACGCGACAAUCGGGGCCGAACCCCGCUGCAUGUGGUCGCAGAGAGUCGAUGGGGCGCCGAGUUUCGUGUGUCCAUGAAAACUGCUGGAGAGAAGGCAAGUCUUCCUGGCGGGGACGAAUACGAAGCCUUUCGGCCGCAUCAGCCGGGACGCUGCCAAUCUUCUGAUGACGCGGCGCCUGAGAUCAUCGCGGCGCUAUUUGAGGCUGGGGCCGAUCUUGAUGCACGCGAAGAUAUCAAUGGCACGGUUGGUCGGACAGCAGAGGACGUGGCGCGGGAGACUGGAUAUGCCAACUUCAUUACUGCAAUGGCCCAUCUCAGGCAAUUGCAAGCGGGUAGCGUUCGCCACGAUGACAUGGAGACCCAAGACGCGGUGCGAGUACUACAGCAGAUCACCGACAGCACCGGGAUACCACACAAGGUUCGCAUGCACUUAAGAGAAGGACAUCAAGCAGUCGUUAAGGAGUUCGCACGUGUCGGUGGGGACCUCCUCGCUCUCAGUAGCUUUGGCGAUGACACCAGCUACCACCACAUGAUUGCCGAGGGUCAGAUACAGUUACUCAAGCACUUCCGAGAAGAGUUGAGAACCGUUGAUGAGCAGGCAUGUGCACGCCGCCAGAAAAUGAGAGAAGAGGAGAAAGAAAAAGCAAGAGCGACUCGCGUUGGUGAGGAUGCAACAGACGGCACCAAAGAGACCCCAGACAAUGUCGACGACCAUGACUCCGGGGGUCCUUCGAGCCUGCUGGGCGAGGCAUGUGAACGGCCCAAGCCAAAUUUGGCCGCCAUCAAGAUACUUGUUGAUGAGGUUGGGCUUGACGUGAACGCCUACUCCCAUGUUCGCGGGUUUGCUUACAAACUCAAGAAAGCAACGCCGUUACACAUUCUCGCCAGUGGUCAGUAUUUCUGGCAGGUCGAGGCUCUCGAGUAUCUAUUGGACCGUGGAGGGGCAGACAUCCACGCGACAAACAGCGGUGGGCUGUCGCCGCUACUCGUUGCCAUCAGUGGCGAGCACCCCUGCGGCUUCUGGAGGGAAGAGACCGUCCGCCUUCUACUGAAGCACGGCGCCGAUGUGAACUCGGCAGACCCUCGGAGCGGUCAAGCCGCGCUCGCGAUGUCGAAUCACAUUGGUGUCACGCGUGCGUUGCUUGAGCAUGGCGCGGACUUGAGCCGGGCACCUGGAGCUUUGGCCAAAGCGAGUGCGAGCCUCGACACAGAGCUGGUACAGACCUUGCUGCGUGCCGGCGCUGACGCAAAUACCUUGACGGCAGCGAACGAUACUUGGAUCUGCGAGAACCAUGAACCCGAUGAAGAUGUGGCCGUUGCGCGACCUGACGAGCCCAGGUACAUAAUGCAUGAUGCCGCAAUUCAGAUCCUCUCCGAGAACUCAUACACCCUUCGAGAAGAGUGGGAUUUGCGCAAGGCGGACACCGUUGGGGCCUUACUUGAUCAUGGAGGCGAUGCGACCAAGACGUAUGGAGACGGAAGUACUGUACUUCACCGGAUAGUUGAGGACGAUGGACUGUUGAGGCCAUUCUCGAAAGUCCUGGCGAGCUUUGAUCUUGAGCGCAAAGGCUCUGAGGGCCGCACGCUGCUGACGUCGGCAUGUAUGCCACGCAAGCCACGCCAUCAUACUUGCUAUGCGGCCACGGAACCACCUAUCACGGUCCACAUCGAAGCUGCCAACCUGCUCCUUGAUGUCGGUGCGCAAGUCUGCGCCACAGACGAGCGAGGCCGGACCCCCCUUCACUGGAUGUGCACCAUGGCACGACCAUUUGAAGACAAGCAUAAGGAAAUCUUUGAAAGACUGAUUGAGAAAGUCGGCGUUUCGACGCUGGAGCACAAGGACGACGAUGGCCGUACGCCGUUGUAUCACUGCCUGAGGUCGCGACAAACCUGGGCGGCAAUGCGUCUGAUUGAAAAGGGGGCAGCACGCCUAGCGCCAGACAGGAACGGCGACGGGGUUCUGCAUGUUCUCGCCAGCGCCCUAGUAGGACCCAAGGCGCAAGCCGAGCCGGCGAGAGCUUUGUUCGAGAGGCUGUUGUCUCUCGGUGCAUCCAUCGAUGCUCGCAACAAGCGUGGAGAGACGCCCUUGUUUGUGUUCCUGGCGGCCUCCUGGAAGGCUGGAGACACCAAGACGGAGGUCAUCUCCCAUUGCGACGCGUUGCCUGUCUUUCUCCACGCGAGCGCCGACCUCGAGGCGGUGACGGAUGAGGGACUGACGAUGCUGCAUGCUGUCGCGGGUCAAGAGCCGUGCGAGAACCACUAUGGGGACUACAGGCAGUCACAGGAUGUUGGAGACAUCUUUGCGAAGCUGCUGGAGCUGGGCCUGGACCCGCGCCGAGAGGACAGCAAGCUGCGCACCGCGCUCGACCUGGCAGUGACUCGGGACUGGAGGAAUAUUGUGGACCAGUUUUCCGACGAGGGCAAGCGGAGGCUCGAGGAACAGCGGAGGCGGCGCCUGCAGAACUGACCCUUGACACCAAGCUUGGCUAACAGAGCAAUGAUGAAGACUGUUUCAUUCCAAUGCGACAAGUAGUACCACCCAGAGUUACCUGUCGACGAUGGACGUGCCUGAAGUGCCAAGGGAAACCCCUAGCUCGCGAUGCAGCCAGUUGUCUGAUAGCAGAUUGCAAACACUCGCGUAAGAAAUGUCCAACGACAGCCGCCCCUGCA
Molecule: messenger RNA, 4642 nt
Organism: Microdochium trichocladiopsis
Lineage: Eukaryota; Fungi; Ascomycota; Sordariomycetes; Xylariales; Microdochiaceae
Product: ankyrin repeat-containing domain protein
Exons: 1
Coding region: 81-4439 (1452 amino acids)
Molecular function (GO): protein binding
Source: RefSeq, a predicted model, not a curated record